Molecule: messenger RNA, 2090 nt
Organism: Rubroshorea leprosula
Lineage: Eukaryota; Viridiplantae; Streptophyta; Magnoliopsida; Malvales; Dipterocarpaceae
Source: the annotation of a GenBank genome assembly
AGCAGAACAAAAGGCCAAGCCACCGACACACCCACCCUCUUGAGAAACGAUAAGAAAGCUUGAUUUUUUCCUUCUUUUCUUGUUCAAGAACAAGAUUUAGAACCUUGAAAUAUCUCCCCUGCAGAAAAAUUUUCAGAUCUGCUCUGCUUUUUCCUCUCUGUCCGUUGCUCUACUAUGUGGGUGUGAUUUUUUUUCAGGUUUUGAUCCCCUAAAUUCUCCUUCCAUUCCCGUCGGCUCCCCUAACCCGCCAGCUCCGGUUUGCUUGCUAGAUUUUUUGGUUCUUGAUUGUUCUAUCACCCUAGCACUUGGAGUGAAUUUUCUGUGUUAUGUGAUUGAGUGGGAGUUGUUAAACACUGGCCAUGACUUAUAAAUGAGACUACUACUUAAUCUUAUUCUGCAUUAACAGUUUAUCGUUGAACGCUUUGUUAUUGACUUAUAGAUGAGACUACUACUGAAUCUUAUUCUGCAUUAAUGGUUUAUCAUUGAAUGCUUUGUUAUUGACUUAUAGAUGAGACUACUACUGAAUCUUAUUCUACAUUAACGGUUUAUCAUUGAACGUUUUGUUAUGUUAAAUUGUUUAUCAGGCAUGCUUAAAUUUUACUCACGGGCUAUCCAUAUUUUUUCUUAUUGAGAUACCUUAUCUCAUAGUUUUCUUCGUCCACCAUUUUAGGAAGUGAGACCCGAGGCACAAUUAACCAGGGGGAGUGACAAGCUAGAAAGCUAGCUAGUAUUUUGGACUUAGAUCCUUUUGGACUUAGGCCAUUAGCCACAGAUGUUUGACAUAGAUGUGAAAUGAUAAAUCAUUUUUUUGUAUACUGAGUUUCCCUUGGUUAUAGCCAUGACUGUCUUAUAAACUGUUGUAAAGCUUGACUAGUAAAAUUUGGGUUACGAGCCUUGUGCAUUUGUGGGACUCGUUCACGAGUGCAUGGCGUCUAUUUCGCUUCUGGUUUUAGGGCGUGACAGAUUUUGUGGUAUCAGAGCCUAGGUUAAAAUUAAUUACCUAGGAUUUGUUUAGAACUUGGCUAGCCAAUGGAUUAUAGGAACAUGGUGAGGCAUGAGAGUGGGGUUGAUUAAGCGCACUUGUUUGAUUCCUUCUUUAAUAUGUGUUGGAUUUUAAUUAUUAGGUUUUGGUCGAGGAAGUGAAAACUUGCCGGGAAAUUCUAAUUUGGGGCACUUGAUUAAUAGUCUAUAAACCUUCUAUGUGGUUAUAGAUGGCUCCAAAACGGCGUGGGUGCUCGAGGGGUGGCCAUAAGGAUCAGGGCACUUCUUUAAUCCCAGCUACUAGCCCCUUUGCCCAAGCUACUCCUCAAGAGGGAGGGAUGAGUAACCCUCAAAUGGCCACUUUUGUUCAAGAACUUAUGACGGAGAUGAGACGCCAAGCAUCCUCUACCACAAGUGUUCCACCUCCAUCCCCAGUGGUUUCCACUCCUACGGCCCCUGCUCCUAUUUCUCUUGCUCCUAUAUCUUUUGCUCCUGCUGUGCCUAGUUGAAAGGUCUAUAUCGAAUUCCAGAAGGUGGUGACCAAGAAAUUUAAUGGUACUGCGGGUUUUGAGUAGGUGGGGUCAUGGAUUACUGAGAUUGUAAUACCCCCAAAAUUUUCAAGAACAUAAAGUUGAGUUAGGGACUUAAUGCCAUUUCCGCGUGUCUGCUCUGUUUCUUCUCUCUGCAGCCGGACAAACCAGCCAAGCUCGACCACACCCACUUGGAAAAAAAAAAAAAAAAUCGAAAUUUUCCAGAUCUGCUGCCUCUCCCCCCUCUGCCGCCGGCUGUUGCUGGGUAUAAGCUCCAGUUUUCCUGUGGUUCCGUGACUCCCCUGCAAUUUUCCAGCCGGCUCCUCCCAUACCGCCAGCUCCAGCCUUGCUUGCUAAGGAUUUUUGGUAGGUUAGCUCCUCUAAUCUCCGAAAAAUUGGUUGAUUAAGUGCUGAUUUGUGAGUUUAAGUGAUUGUAUGAAUUGGUGGGAUGUCCGAAAAUCUGCUGGGAAUAGGGGAUUGAUUUCCGGUAGCCUUGCAAUGGGUUUUAAGUUUAAUUAUGUAGGAAAUCCUCUAAUUUGGCUGCUGUGAUGAUGUAUGGAAGAAAAGAGAAAAAUCCCG